Molecule: messenger RNA, 927 nt
Organism: Torulaspora globosa
Lineage: Eukaryota; Fungi; Ascomycota; Saccharomycetes; Saccharomycetales; Saccharomycetaceae
Gene: MRP1
Product: mitochondrial 37S ribosomal protein mS43
Exons: 1
Coding region: 1-927 (308 amino acids)
Biological process (GO): superoxide metabolic process
Molecular function (GO): superoxide dismutase activity; metal ion binding
Source: RefSeq, a predicted model, not a curated record
AUGUUUAGUGGCUGUCAUAGCCGUCUGGUAGGCCAGUGCAGGCGGUGGUACGUGAGACCUGCUUUGGAGCAUUUGGUGCAGGGUAAAGGUGUGCCUGGUUUGUUUUCAUCGCGAGGAUUAGAAAAUGCAUGGUUCGAGAGAGCCGAUCUGUAUACAACGAAAUUGAAUCGGUUUAGUGGUGGUGGCGACGAGACCCCUCUGGAAACCCUGAUUUACGAGGACGCGAAAUCAGGUGUGAAGCGCAAUGUGGUUAACUACGCUUCGUUGUUAUUCAACCUGCGGUUCGCAAUGUCUUGCGUGCGAGGUUGUUCGCUGCCGGUGCCUUCGAGUGCGGAUUACACAUCCGGUGAGAUCCUAAAAACACCAGGAUUGUCCCUACGAUUCUCCAACGAGCCAGCAGCCAAUGGUAACAGUACGCUUCAGAAUGCGCUCAUUUCGUCAUUUGGAUCGAUUGUCGAGUUCAGGUCACUGCUGAUGAACUCCAGUUUGGCAAUUUCCGGUGACGGCUAUACAUGGCUUGUGGCCCGGAGGCCGUUGGGUCACGAUGGCAGCGAUGGCCAGGUUGUAUUUGACAAGCUGUUCGUUGUUAACACUUACAACGCAGGUACUCCGUUCAAUUUCCAUCGCAGCGGUCAUCUCGAUGAGCUGAGGAUACAAUAUUUGAAAAAAUCAGCACAGCUUAAGACCGUGGAGGAGGACUCUGAGUUCUCGAUGUCGAAAUCUGUGGAAGAAGCAAGGCAAACUGAGGCUUACAAGAAGGUGUCCUAUAUACCGCUUUUGGCCAUCGAUGCGUCUCCAAAAGCCUGGUUGCACGACUAUGGGGUGUUUGGAAAGCAGGCCUACCUCGAUCGAGUAUGGGAGUCGAUCGAAUGGAACGUCGUCGAGUCCAGAUUGCCCAAACAAGCCGUAUCGUACGGCCUCUUUUGA